CUACAUCUUUAUGCCUUUAUUUUGAAAGAUGUCCUCUAACCGGAAGUUAGGUCUUGUGAAGCUACGCGGUUCGUUUUGGGACAGAACUGGUCAACUUUGACCGUAAAGAACCUUUAACCUAUCAGGGACUUUGAACGGGUCCCACGUAACUUCGGGAAGAGGACAACAAACAGUUUAGCUGGCGAGGAAACGCAGAAUAACUUCAGCUGGACCAAAGUACGGAGCUAAGCUCAGCUAGCCGGAGCUAACCGGUUAAUGGCUUUAAUGCGAAGCUGCUGACCAAACGGAACCGAACCAGAGCCGACCCAGGUUCAGGUUUGGACGAUUUAAACUGGAUCAGAGAGCUGAUGGCCCGCUGCUGACGUCAGUAGAUAAACUCACCUGGACAGGAUGCUCCAGGGCCUUCUGAGCAACCCGGACCGGGACCGGCCUCUGGUCCGGGUUCCCUUCACCAUCUUUGCCGUGGCAACGGUUCUGCUCCCGCUGAUGGGCCUCCUGGUCUGCCUGGUGACCUCCAUGCUGUACCACUACGAGGACGCCACCUACACCCACUGCCAGGUGUCCAACUACCUGCCUUCCAUCAGCUCCGCCAUCAGCCGGGCCCCGGAGCUCUACAUCUGGCGCAGCUGCAUCGGCCUCCACUCGGCGCCGCGCUACCUGGUGGCCGUGGCCUACUUUAACUUCUACCGCUGCCGCUUCGCCGCCAGGCUGCCGGAGCUGCUGCUGAGCGGCCUGGUUCUGAUCUGCAGCGUGGCGGAGAACACGGGCCUGGUUCUGCUGACCUACGUGGCGUCCACCGAAGCCUACAAGGUCCAUAAGUACGGCUUCAUCGUCUUCAUAGCGUGCUCGCUGCUCCACAUGCUCAUCACCUGCUGGCUGUGGUACGUCAUCAAGAGGCAGUACGUCAGCCCAGAGGAGAAGACGUCCUUCCUGUGGAAGACCCGCCUCUUCCUGUUCAACGUCAGCUGCUGCGCCUUCGCCGCCUACUUCUUCAGACGCCACAACAAAUACUGUGAGGAGGGAGUCUACACCCUGUUCGCCUUCUUCGAGUACAUGGUGGUCUUCUCCAACAUGGCCUUCCACAUGACGGCCUUCUGGGACUUCGGCAGCACUCAGGUGAUGGUGGCCACGCUGCCGGAGGAGAAACGCUUCUGACCCGGACAUGAGAAUGGAUUCUGAGGGAUCACAAUGAGGUUCUGAUGCAGAACCCGAUUCACAGCUCCACCAACAGUUAACUUAACAGGAACUAGAAAUUAGGAGGGAAACGGUUCUGGUUCGCUGACGGGGUCCGGACAGACAAACAGUUUUAACAGAUCAGGGACAGAACCAUCGGACCGGAACAAGGGACCAAACCGUUGCCCAAUGGAUCCCACAGAACCAUGGAUCUUUUCCCCUGCAGGAUUGAAACCUUCAGGAGGUUCUGUUUGAAAUCUUUUCCAUAGCAGGAGUGGAAAGAAUAAAGCUUCCUGUUCGGAUCAGUCUGGUUCUGUUCCCAGAAAAGAAAAGGUUCUGCCACAUGAGACGGAACUGGUUUCUCCUGGCUUCCAGCAGAACCUCGGUUCAGAACAUCUUUUUAUUUAUUCUUAGAAUUUAAUAAAUUUUU
This is a messenger RNA of Cyprinodon tularosa, 1603 nucleotides long. RefSeq names its product post-GPI attachment to proteins 2 (gene pgap2). Gene Ontology annotation, biological process: GPI anchor biosynthetic process. Gene Ontology annotation, cellular component: endoplasmic reticulum membrane; Golgi membrane. The transcript has 6 exons. The record is from RefSeq and is a predicted model, not a curated record. Lineage: Eukaryota; Metazoa; Chordata; Actinopteri; Cyprinodontiformes; Cyprinodontidae. The coding region runs from base 391 to 1155 and encodes 254 amino acids.